Molecule: messenger RNA, 679 nt
Organism: Meloidogyne enterolobii
Lineage: Eukaryota; Metazoa; Nematoda; Chromadorea; Rhabditida; Meloidogynidae
Source: the annotation of a GenBank genome assembly
AUGUCGGUGACUUUACAUACAACUGCUGGAAAUAUAAAAAUUGAAUUGUUUUGUGAAAAGUGUCCAAAGAGUAGUGAGAAUUUCCUCGCCUUAUGUGCCAGUGGACAAUACAAUGAUUGUAUUUUUCAUCGCAAUAUAAAGUCCUUUUUAGUCCAAAGCGGUGAUCCAACAAAUCGAGGUUCUGGCGGUCAAUCUAUUUGGGGAGCGCCUUUUGAGGACGAAUUUUAUGAAGAUAUUAAGUUCGACGCCCGUGGAAUUCUAGGCAUGGCAAGUAAUGGCCCAAACACAAAUCGCUCCCAAUUUUUUAUUAUUUAUGAUAAACAGCCUUCUCUGGACUUGAAAUAUACUGCUUUUGGAAAAGUUAUUGACGGUUUUGAUACUUUGGAGGAAUUGGAAAAUACUAAAGUUGAUUCUAAAUACAGGCCAGUAGUGGAACAUCGAAUUCGAAAUAUAACUAUUCAUGCAAAUCCUAUAGCUGAUGCACACGCAGCAGAAGAGAGAUGAUGAUUUGUGGGGGGUUUUUCACAAAUAUUUUUUAAUUUAUUUUUUAUUCACUUUUUUGUUUAAUUUUUUUAAAUUUAAAUUUAUUUAAAUUUAAAAUAAAAUUUUUUAAAUAUUUUUCCCAUAGCGGUUCGUACCGUCUAAUUAUUCUUAUACAUUUUUAUCCCCUGUUAGACCU